Messenger RNA from Harmonia axyridis, 5944 nucleotides. It is a transcript of the gene EcR, whose product is annotated as ecdysone receptor. Gene Ontology annotation, biological process: positive regulation of transcription by RNA polymerase II; ecdysone receptor signaling pathway; cell differentiation. Lineage: Eukaryota; Metazoa; Arthropoda; Insecta; Coleoptera; Coccinellidae. Gene Ontology annotation, molecular function: ecdysone binding; RNA polymerase II cis-regulatory region sequence-specific DNA binding; nuclear receptor activity. Bases 501 to 2222 code for a protein of 573 amino acids. The transcript has 11 exons. The record is from RefSeq and is a predicted model, not a curated record. Gene Ontology annotation, cellular component: nucleus.
AAGAUAGUCGACAGUCUGUCUUUCGUCACGAUCGUGCACGGUCGCGAGCCUUGCGUUCGUUUAGUCAUAUUUCAACCGUUUAACCCCCUCGUUUAUUUACACGUACCUUUAAGGUGCUCUUCAGGGGCACACAGACGGUGUUCGAUCGAGUGUGGGUGGAUGAAAUGAUCGGUUUUUACCUCGAAAUGGAUUAAUGGUUCACUUUUCCACAACUGUUAUCUUUGAAGAUUAAUGAAGAAUAUAGGUAUAACGAGGAUAGAGUGGCUCAUGCCGGUACUUUGAGCUGAAAUAAUUGGAUUACUAGCGACUCGUGUUGUUCAGUGUGCAAGAAUUCACAGUGCCAUAUUUUGUUCAGUUUUGAAUUGUGUUUGGAUUGAAAUUCUGUUUAUUUCCACUCUUCUACACUCCAACUCAAUAGAAAGAAUCAACAAGGAGAGAGUUAACCGUUUUUAUGUUGUGAUAUCAUGUCGCGGCUUGAUCCGCGUCGAUAACAGCCGUUAAUGACAGCCAUAUUCAGCACUUCCAUGAGCAGCAUGGACAUCAAGCACGAGAUGAUUUACCGUGACGAUGACUUGCUGCUAGUUAAGUCCGAGCCUGAGCUCCUCUCGCCAUGCCCGACCAGCACCAACGGUCUUCAUACCUCAUCCACCCUCAUCUGUUCGCCCUCCAACGGCCUGGUGUCCAGCCUGGCAGGCACCUCCAACCACAACGGACUCAGUAGCGCGAUAUCGCCCAACAAUAAUGGACUAUUGCUCAGCUCAGGGCCGUUCAGUAACCUCGGCACCAGCCAGUCCGCGAGUGUCCAACCGGCCAAUAAGCGACCGCGUCCGGAGGAAUGGCUGAGUUCACCCAGUCCUGGAACUAUGAGUGUCAGUGCUCCUCCACUUACCCCCUCUCCUGGUCCUCCCUCUCAUACGUACACUGUUAUAAGUAAUGGAUAUCCGUCGCCCAUGUCCUCAGGCAGCUACGACCCUUACAGUCCAACCAAUGGAAAAAUAGGUAGAGAAGAUCUCUCGCCUAGCAGCCUCAAUGGAUUCAGUGCGGAUAGUGGAGAUGCAAAGAAGAAAAAAGGCCCAACACCAAGACAGCAAGAAGAACUGUGUUUAGUAUGCGGGGAUAGAGCUUCCGGAUAUCAUUAUAAUGCGCUUACAUGUGAAGGUUGUAAAGGUUUCUUCCGGCGGAGCGUUACAAAAAAUGCUGUUUACAAAUGCAAAUAUGGCCAGAACUGUGAAAUCGAUAUGUACAUGAGGAGAAAAUGUCAAGAAUGUAGACUGAAGAAAUGUCUAGCAGUGGGGAUGAGACCAGAAUGUGUAGUUCCGGAAGUACAAUGCGCAGUGAAAAGAAAAGAGAAGAAGGCACAAAAGGAAAAAGAUAAACCAAACAGUACAACUAACGGAUCACCAGAAGCAAUCAAAAUUGAACCACAAGAGGACUGGUUUUCGAAAUUCCAGCAACCUGAUUCAGAAAAAUCAUUACCCAGUAAUGGCAAUAAAAAGGUUUCACCAGAGCAAGAGGAACUUAUCCAUCGGUUGGUGUACUUCCAGAGUGAACAUGAACAUCCCUCAGAAGAAGAUGUGAAACGAAUAAUUAACGCUCCUAUGGAGGGUGAAGAUCAGUGCGAUGUGAGGUUUCGACAUAUUACCGAAAUAACUAUAUUGACUGUACAGUUGAUAGUGGAGUUUGCAAAAAGAUUACCUGGAUUUGAUAAACUUUUGAGAGAAGAUCAAAUUGCUCUUUUGAAGGCGUGUUCGAGUGAAGUUAUGAUGUUCAGGAUGGCCAGGCGUUAUGACUUCAACACAGACUCCAUUUUGUUCGUCAACAACCAGCCAUACUCAAGAGAUAGCUACAACCUUGCUGGCAUGGGUGAAACUAUCGAAGAUCUGCUACAUUUCUGCAGAAUGAUGUAUAAUAUGAAGGUUGACAAUGCAGAAUACGCUUUACUCACAGCAAUUGUCAUUUUUUCUGAACGGCCAAACCUUAUGGAAGGCUGGAAAGUUGAGAAAAUCCAGGAAAUCUACUUGGAGGCUCUAAGGGCGUACGUCGACUAUAGGCGGGCCCAUAAGUCAGGGACGAUAUUCGCGAAACUUCUUGCUGUGUUGACAGAAUUAAGGACUUUGGGCAACCAGAACUCAGAAAUGUGCUUUUCGCUAAAGUUGAAGAACAAGAAAUUACCACCGUUCUUGGCAGAAAUAUGGGACGUCGAUAUGGUUCAUAAUUCAUAGUAGUCUCGAGAUUUAUUUCCGGUUGAUCCCGGACCGGUGAUGCUGGUUUAUUUGCUGCUGUUGAAAGUGAUGUGCACGUUAGGAGAAAAAAGAAUAAUACGUCAAAUACUUAAAGAAACAGCAGUCGGAUGGGCCGCCACCAAAUAGUUGGCUGUGACCUAUUGUAAAGUUAUUCAUUUUUUUACUAACAUAUUGUUGGACGGCAUCUAAGAAAUGUUACUGAGAAUAGAUAUAUUUAGAUAAAAAUAAGAGAUUAUUGCUCGAUUUGAACAAACUAUACGUAGAUUUUUUAUUCCUGUGCAACUUUUGUAACCACUUUAUCUCUUGGAAAAAUCGCUUACUCCAUUGGUAAGACUGGACGACUGGACUGACAUAAAAAAACAGAGGUGCCUUCAAAUGAAAGAAGUAACGGAUCAUGCGAGAUGCUGGGAAGCGGUGCAGAAAUAGAAAAUGUAGAAAAAUUCAGAUAGAGAGAAAGUUGAUGUUGAAAAGAUUAUGGAAUCAAAUGAUCUGAUGAAAAGGCUUAAGUGCAAUUUAGUAAAUUAUUUGGGAAAUUAGCCUGAUGUUUAGAAGGAUUUAUAAAUAGAAGAAUACAAUGGUGAAGCUCACUUUAUAUCUUGAAAUGCACCAAAAAUCAAACGACAACGUACUUCAAAUUGCAAAUUCGUACACAAGAGUACCGUCCGAUAAACCAAGAAUGUCUGAUGAUGAAAACAGUGAUGAGAAAUGACUUAUGGUAGUGUAAUCCGGACCUGUGCCAUGUAAGUUUUCGGGGCAUGAAAAUAAUAAUAUACACAACUUGAUAAAGACUUUCCUGCCUUUAAUGAUACAUAAGUUGGAUGUUUUAACUCUUCAUCGAUGUGUAGAUUAGUCUACUCACUUUUAUACUGUGUAAAAGCGCGUUCUUUUUGCUAAUAGAAAGAUAGAACAAUAAAUUUAAGGUUCACAAAUUAUAAAUCAUAAUCCCAUGAUUACUGAAUCAAAUCACCAUUAAGACAUUACCUCAAUCGACAUAGAUUCAAUACCUAUAUCUCUUGAAUUUAGUCUCAUACCCAUUGAAGCACCAACUUACAUGAAACUUUCCUCGAAAUUUUGCAUCAAAAACGAAAUUUUUAUGCAUUAGGUAUAAAUGUCAAUUCGAACAUGUAGUAUGAAAUCUACAUGCAAUCAUAUUUUUCUUCUUGAAAAAUAAAAUAAAUCACAAAGGGGGAAGUUCCGUGCAAUGUAUAUCUAUAUAUAAUAAUAUAUUAUAUUUACAAAUGUUCAAAUUACAAUAUAUUUGAACGAAAAAUUUUCUUUUAUUAAUUUUUUCGUUUUAUUUCAUUUUCCUUCAUUUUCUUCCAAGCUCAUUCUAUUUCUUAUCGUGUGAGAGUCAAUGGUUGUUCUUCUAUAUUUAUUAUCAUUAAAAAUUUGUGCCUUGUGAAUUUUCGUCCUUUAUUGUUUGAUAUACUGAAUUUAUAUUGUGAUUUGAACUGAAAUAACAUCAAAUGAAUAAUGAACAUAACAUUCGUCAUUGUCUAUAAUAACAUAUUUUCAUAAAGAGACAGAAAUAUUUUUCUUUGAAAAUAGGGAGACAAAUUAUUUCUGCGCCGUCUUUGCCUUAUUCAGAUUUUAUAAAAAUUUAUUUUUCUUGGGAGUCAACCCAAAUUUAUUAGAAAGUAUUGAAGGGCUUUAUAAGGUCAAAAUCGUGUGUUUCAUAUUAUUUUCAUCAGAUGAAAGUAGUAGAAGGUUCGGAAUUUAGUCUUCUAGUUAGCUCAUGAGAAUUAUGAAAUAUAUAAGAUUUCAAUAUAAAUGUACUGUUCUGACAAAGAAGGCCUUCAAAAUGUUGAAUAUUUGUUGUGUAAAUUCUCAGAAGUAUAUAUAAUUUAGGUCGGCGUUAUCCGGGGGAACAGAUUUAAUAUAUAAAUUUAGGUAGGGGUAAUAAGUGUACAAAUCGAAAAGGUACAAACUUUCAGGAAAUUAUAUAAAAUGGUCAUAGGUUGACUCCUUUUAGUUAACACUGCCGCAAGUGGCUCUGUCUCUGAAUUUCCCAAUGUAUCACAUCAUCCAAUCAUUCAAUGUCUUUGUAUCCAUGCAGUCUGAAAUUUAGAUGUUGAAUACGUAAGAUUUUACCGUAAUUUGGGAAAAUCUUGCAGCAACUGGCACAAAUUUUCACUUGAUCUUAUAAACUAUUGUUAUAUGGGCCUUAGGUGCUAUAUAAUGAAGUUCAUUAUAUAUGACUUUAAAUACCUCUUGCUCAGGUCCUAGGCUCUCUGUGUCUAGUUUUUUUUGUUAUUCUUAUGCGAUGGCUCCUGUUGCAAUAUCAAUAUUUGAAACAGCAAAUAAAUAAUAAUAAUUCGAGGAAGAUGUGCGAUUGUUUUUUCCGUUGUGGAAUUGUAAAUUAUUUCGAUAGAUUCGUUAGAAGAUCAAUUUUUUUGUGAGAAACAAUCCAUAUUGUGAAAUAUCGGACCUCAGAACACUCUUCCAUCAAGUUAAGUGCCUGUAGAGCCCAUCAUUCAAUUGGUUGACACAUUUUUGCCACUGCCAAAAUUAAGGGACUGCCAUUUCCAUUGGAGUAUUGUAGCUAAAUGUCACUCGAUGUAAUAAUAAUAUAAGAAUUUUGUAUGAGGACUGCAUGGAUUAAGCCAAGCAAGGACUGUCUUGUGUAGUAUGCCGCAAUUCCUUUCAUGUUUUGUAUUAAAUGUUUAUAAAAAUAUAUAACAUCAAAUUAUACCCACUUUUAUCAUGUAAGUUUAAGUGGAGGGAGAAAAGUUGAAUGAUUUAUUGGAAAUGAUGUGGAAGAUCCAUAAGUUAUCGAAAUUUUCAUUGAUUUAUUCUAGAUAUUUCUACAGCAAGAGCCUUUAAAUUACACCAAUGUAACAACUUCAGAACAACUCAAUAUUUUGUGAGCUCAAUUCUCAUGUUAAGAUUCCCAUAGGUAAAAAGAUCUAAUCAGAAUUUUCCAUUUUCAUCAAACGAUCAUUUUUUGGUAGCAUUCAAAGUAAUAGUUGAAUACUUGAAUACUUUUUUGAAAAUAUAUCAAAUUAAAUCAGAAUAAUCAGGUAAUUCUCCAAGAAUUAUUGUUGGUUUCAUGUUGAUUUAACAAGAAAUCUGUUGAAAUAUGUACUAUAAUGUAAAUAGAACAUUCAGAGAAACCUGAAUUCAUUUGUUGAGAUAUUUAUUAAGUUUACACCUUUUUUCUUGAGUUCUCAAUUGAUGGAAUAUCAAAAUGAACUUUCAAUUCAAUAUUGAUGGUCAAUGGAGAUCAUUCCUGCAAAAACACAUAAACUUACAAAUUAUUUUAAUUGAAAUAUCGAAAGUGCAAUAUGUACAAAAUUUACUAAUUUUACUUUUUUAUAUAUAAUUGACAUAAUUAGUACUGUAUAUCAAGAUGAUUAUUAAUAUUAAUGAAACAUAGGUGUUACUUUUGUACCAAGCAUACUGAUCUGCAGUAUUAUGAAAAUUGAACGACCUACCAACUUACAUUGGUCAGGUUGUAUCAAUGUGAAACCAUAAACUGGUGAAUCUGUCUCAAACAGUUAUGAUAUUGUUGAGUUGUAUUGAUCUUUAAUGUUCAUUAAGUGUACAGAUAACUAGAUUUUAUUUAUAACAUGACUGUUUGAUUCUUGAAUGCCUUUAUCACAGUUGACCUGCAUUUUGACCUAAAAAUCGAGUGUUUGAAAAGCAAUGAACAUGUUCGAUUAAUAUAUUUUGUGCAGUAAACCUUGAAUCGAUAGAGAAAA